UGACGCGACAGUCGGGGGCCGGGCUGGGCUGCGGCUCCCGGGAAGAAGAAGAUCCUCUAGAAAGCGCGGUCAGCGUUGCCGCCGCCGCCACUUCGCCGCAGUAGCCGUGAUGCUCCCCGCUCGCGGUCCUCCGCUCCCCGGAGCCCCGGCCGCCGUGUCGGGUGCAGCCGAGCAGGAUGGCUCUAACUCUGUGAGGACCCCAUUGCUUCUAUAAUUGUGUGUGAGAAGGACUGACUCCCAGAACACAGCCUGAUUCUGACCCGUCAGUAUGGGGAGGAUCGGCAUCUCCUGCCUUUUACCUGCUUCCUGGCAUUUUAGCAUCUCUCCAGUGGGGUGUCUUCGAAUCCUGAAUACCAACUUACGCCAAAUUAUUGUCAUCAGCAUCCUUGCUGCUACUGUCUCACUUUUAUACUUUUCUGUUGUCAUAAUCCGAAAUAAGUAUGGGCGACUAUCCAGAGACAAGAAGUUUCAAAGGUACUUGGCACGAGUUACUGACAUCGAAGCUACAGACACCAAUAACCCCAAUGUGAACUAUGGUAUCGUGGUGGACUGCGGAAGCAGUGGGUCUCGAAUAUUUGUCUAUUGCUGGCCAAGGCAUAAUGGCAAUCCUCAUGAUCUGUUGGAUAUUAGACAAAUGAGGGAUAAAAGUCGAAAGCCAGUGGUUAUGAAAAUAAAACCUGGCAUUUCAGAAUUUGCUACCUUUCCAGAGAAAGUCAGCGAUUACAUUUCUCCACUCCUGAACUUUGCUGCAGAGCAUGUGCCACGGGCAAAACACAAAGAGACCCCCCUCUACAUUCUCUGCACGGCUGGGAUGAGAAUCCUUCCUGAGAGUCAACAGAAAGCCAUUCUGGAAGACCUUCUGACUGAUAUCCCUGUGCAUUUUGACUUUCUGUUUUCUGACUCCCAUGCAGAAGUAAUUUCAGGGAAGCAAGAAGGUGUGUAUGCUUGGAUUGGCAUUAAUUUUGUCCUUGGACGAUUUGAGCAUAUUGAAGAUGAUGAUGAGGCAGUUGUGGAAGUUAACGUUCCUGGUAGUGAAAGCAGCGAAGCGAUUAUCCGAAAAAGAACUGCGGGUAUUCUCGACAUGGGAGGCGUGUCAACUCAGAUAGCAUACGAAGUCCCCAAAACUGUAAGCUUUGCCUCCUCACAGCAGGAGGAAAUAGCUAAAAACUUAUUAGCUGAAUUUAACUUGGGAUGUGAUGUUCACCAAACUGAGCAUGUGUACAGGGUCUAUGUGGCCACGUUUCUUGGAUUUGGUGGCAAUGCUGCUCGACAGAGAUAUGAAGACAGAAUAUUUGCCAACACAGCUCAGAAGAAUAGGCUCCUGGGUAAACAGACUGGUCUGACUCCUGAUACUCCAUACCUGGAUCCCUGCUUACCCCGAGACAUUAAGGAUGAAAUCCAACAAAAUGGACAGACCAUGUACCUACGGGGAACAGGAGACUUUGACCUGUGUCGAGAGACUAUCCAGCCUUUCAUGAAUAAAACAAAUGAGACACAAACUUCUCUCAGUGGAAUCUAUCAGCCCCCAAUUCACUUCCAGAACAGCGAAUUCUAUGGCUUUUCUGAAUUCUACUAUUGCACUGAGGAUGUGUUACGAAUGGGGGGAGACUACGAUGCUGCUAAAUUUACUAAAGCUGCAAAGGAUUAUUGUGCAACAAAGUGGUCCAUCUUGCGGGAACGCUUUGACCGAGGACUCUAUGCCUCUCAUGCUGACCUCCACAGGCUAAAGUAUCAGUGCUUCAAAUCUGCCUGGAUGUUUGAAGUGUUUCAUAGGGGCUUUUCGUUUCCUGUCAAUUACAAAAAUUUAAAGACUGCAUUGCAAGUUUAUGACAAGGAGGUUCAGUGGACCCUAGGAGCAAUCCUUUAUAGGACUCGCUUUUUACCCCUAAGAGAUAUCCAGCAGGAGAUUUUCCGGUCCAGUCACACUCACUGGCGGGGCUUCUCGUUUGUCUACAAUCACUACCUGUUUUCUGGCUGCUUCUUGGUGGUCCUGCUGUCCAUCCUCCUCUACCUGCUGCGGCUCCGGCGCAUUCACCGGCGGACACUGCGCAACGGUUCAGCUGCCACCCUCUGGAUGGAGGAAGGCCUUGCGGCUCAGAAGGUUGCUGGGACCUUAUAAGCCUGGGAUGUAGAGAGCUCCAGGGAGACUCUAAAGGAAAAGCCAUUUUUGCCUCAGGGUUUCUCCUUUUUAUUCUCAUUCGGUUUUGUUUUUCCUUAUCCUUUUGGUUCCUUAAAACAAAAACAAAAUACAUUGUUUUCAGGCCUUGCUUCUUAGAAAUACUGCAUUUAGCCAUUUUGGAUACAGCUUUAAAUUAAGUAGGGAAAUGGGAAUUCACUUGAGUUUUGCUGCCAAAAUUUAGUAAGAUUUUCGUUUUUUUUCUAAAGUAUGUUAACUUUUCACCAAAUGCACUUUGAUGUUGGGGGAAAUGGAAAAGACAACUUCUAUCAAUGGAGAUAGGACUGAAGAGUGACACUUUCACAGAACCAAAAAUGUAUUGACUGAAAUUAUAAUCCUUUUUUUUUUCCCCAUCUCCAUUUUGAAAGCUCUAACUGAAAGAGGUUAAUGUUUAAUUUUUGUUUCUCAUUCGGGUAUGUUGCUGUAUGUUUACCUUGCAGUUGUAAAAAUUCAAAACUGUUCAUAGCCAAAACAGAGAAUAUAGGUACCAGGAGGUAACCAUUUUUAAAACUAAUAAUGAAGAAACCUGUACAUGAGCUUUGUGUGUGCACAUGAGAAAAUCCUAAGGCAGCAGAAUGAGGGAAGGUAGUCCUCUUACUUUUAAAAACAGACCUUUCUGAUUUUACUGUUUCAUUUCAUUUUAUUUAGGGGUGGGCAAAUUCAUUAUGUUUUCGUGACCACAGGAAUUCCUUUCUGUAUCCCUUCUUUUAGUGGCAUUAGAACUCCUUUAUUUUCGAAAGAAUUAGAAAAUUGAUGAAGUUUCACUGGUUUUGAUGUUCCUAGACCUAGAUCUUGGGCCCACUUACAGGCACUGCAGUAUUUCUUAGUAGUACAUUUUUCCUUGUUUAAUUGUACUCAGUUUCUUCCAACUUCAAGUUGACAUUUUCUCCCUUAAUUCAAAGUAGUCCCAGCAGAUUGACUUCACAGACCUCCUGAAACUCUUUGUGUUACUGCUGUGGUUGAAGUUGUGUCGGCAGUGCCACUGUGAAUCCAGACUGAGGGCGUGAGUUCAAUACAUGAAGUAAACUCAUGUUAUGAAGAAAACAAAUUUGACAUUUUAAACAAAAGCCUAAGAAAGACACCUAGAUUGGCAUAUGUGAUAACAGUUUUUUUCUGCCAAUUUAUUUAGUUUAGAAGAUUUGGGAAUUCUCAUAACGGUUUUUAGGUGUUCUUUUUGUGUGUGUGUGUGUGUGCUGUGUUUUAAUUCCAGAAUAGUUAAAUUCAUGUAGUUGUUAGCGUAUGUGUAUGUUGAGAACCAUCAGCUGCUUUUUAAAAAAUCACUGAUUAGAGAAAGAAUUCAAAUUCUGAAACCCUUAUUUAACUCAGAAAAAAAAAAAGUUAGUUUAUCUUAAUGUAAAAGAGCGCAAAUUUAUGAAAGAAGUGCAAAUUCUCUUAGUCUGCUCUUCAAAAUGAAUAUCCAGCAGUGAAAAAAAUGUUAGAAUGUUUGCAUCUCAGAUAUGCAGAAAGUUGGAGGAGCUGUACGGUAUUACUGCAUUUAAUGUGUAGAGAGUCUUGUUCCAGAGAGCACGGAGAUCUAUGUCUCCAUAGAUUUACAGACUAGCUUCUGAAAUGCUGAUCUCCAGCUGUUGAAAUCCUUGGUCCCCAGUAAACACUCUUCCUUAUCAAGAUCCAGCCACAAAUGAGCUGUGUCAUGGAUACCUCAGAAAUGGAGUGAGCUGGUGUGCUUCUCCUUGAAUUCUUCGAUAGGGUUUGCCCCAGCUGGGUGCAUUAGUGGUGAAGAGGAAGUAUGUUUACACUUUAGUUUUUCUACCAUCAACCACUAUGUACUAAUAAGUCCCUAACCUGUAGAAUGAAAAAUGUUGACUAUCCAGAGUGUGUUAUUUUGCUUUUAAAAUCAAGGCAAGGAUAAGCCAGUGUAGUCACAGAUUUAAAUAGGCCUUAAUUAAGACUUCCUACUGCAAAUAGCCACUUUCUAAAUAAAGGAUGCUAAUUUGGUCCAGCUGUAACUUUUAGGGGACAGAGUAGCGACAAACACAGAGGAGCUCUACUUUAAACCUGACCUGAGGAGCCCUGCUGCAGGAAACUGUCUCCUCAAAACAGAUCCUCAAGCUAGGAGCCUAAGGCCCAGACAGCCUUAUACUUGAUAUUGUUAAGCACCCAUGUUCCCCUGACAAAGAAUUCCUUGCAUCAGGGCAAACUGUCUCCUGCAGGCCAGAUCUGGCCCAUGGCCUCUUUUUAUGAGACCCAUGAGUUAAGAAUGGCUUUUAAAUUUUUAAAGGUUUGUAAGAAUUAAAAAAAAAAAAAAAAAGAAUAUACAACAGAAA
Molecule: messenger RNA, 4461 nt
Organism: Trichechus manatus latirostris (Florida manatee)
Lineage: Eukaryota; Metazoa; Chordata; Mammalia; Sirenia; Trichechidae
Gene: ENTPD4
Product: ectonucleoside triphosphate diphosphohydrolase 4
Exons: 13
Coding region: 269-2119 (616 amino acids)
Biological process (GO): UDP catabolic process
Cellular component (GO): Golgi apparatus
Molecular function (GO): GDP phosphatase activity; UDP phosphatase activity
Source: RefSeq, a predicted model, not a curated record